This is a messenger RNA of Anopheles bellator, 912 nucleotides long. RefSeq lists its product as uncharacterized. The transcript has 4 exons. The record is from RefSeq and is a predicted model, not a curated record. The coding region runs from base 1 to 912 and encodes 303 amino acids. Lineage: Eukaryota; Metazoa; Arthropoda; Insecta; Diptera; Culicidae.
AUGAAGGUUUCGUUGUACAUUAUUUUAAUCUCGAUCUUGCUCAGCAAGCACUACGCGCUGUCCCACAUAAUCAGGAAACGUCAGCUGUUCCGCGAGCAGGUCCUGCCGCACGCCGGCGGCAAGAUCCCGGACUCUGCCUUCCUGACCGACCGGCUGGCGUUGAAUCGCCUGCAGACGGAUGGGAUCGCGGUGCCGGACGGGGUGCUGCUGGAGCAGCGCCAGUACCAGGUGUAUCCGCAUCAGCAGCGGACAGCGCGGCCGACGUUCCGCGUCGUGCAAACGCCUGACAGCCGGUACACUUCGCCCGAGGGCGAGUACAGCCAUAAUGCGCUGGCCACGGUCGAUACCACCUAUCUGAUUCCGCAUGCGGGCGACAAACUGCUGCUACACGACUAUCCUUAUCCGCACCACCAGCACCACCGGGCUCCGCGGCCAACCUACACGCCUGCCAGCAGCCUGCCGAAGGUCCCGAUCGUGAAGGAGCUGCGCAUCCCGAACUACGCGGUGUUCAAUUUUGACUACAACAAUCACAAAAAGAAAAAGUCCCCCGUGGGACAUCCGAUCGAUGAUGGUCCGUGGUCCCGGCCGAGAUUAGCGCAAGACUACGUGAGCUUCCACGCAGCAACCGUUGCUAAUGGGCUGAAUUACCAGCACCCGUCCGUAGCAGCGUUCGACGGUAGCGGAAGUGGAUGGACCGGCGGUGGGUGGACGCCGUCCACCGGAAGUGCAAUCAGUGGGUCACUUUGGAAGCAACCGUUUGGCGGCAGUUUCGAGGACUACUACAACCAGUUUGACGCUAAGCACCGCUUUUACCGGCAGACCGGCGGCGAAUCAAAGCAGGCCGCCGCCGCGCCCGUGAAGCUAAACGCCAUUCCGCGCCGUCCGCGUCAACGAGGCGCGCCCAUCCACUAA